UGCUGAAAAAGGCCAGGAAGGCUCUCCGGAGACUUUCACAGUUUUGGCGAAGGCAACAAUGGAACGUUUCAUUGUUCUCUUUCUCAUGUAUCUGCAGGUUAGUGAUGGCGUGAUCCUCACACGUGCUCAGGUGUUGGCUGGCAUGGAACGCUACGCUGUUGGUUUCCAGCAGUAUGGCGUGCUACCAGGGGACCGGGUAUGCAUUCACGUGGACAACAGAGUGGAAAAUCUAUUAGCCAUGUACGGCUGCAUCCUGGCUGGUGCCACCAUUGUGUUAGCCAAGACGUCACUCACCGAACGAGAACUCCGCUACCAAGCAGAAGACGGUGAUUGUACGCACAUCAUCACUGAAGAGAAGUAUACAGAUAAAGUCAAGGCAGCAGUCUCAAAUAUCAAUAUGAAAGCCCUCUUCUGCCUGGGACGUGCAGCCGGCUUCGUGUCAGCUUGCGAGUUUUCGAACCUAGACGAGCAACAGUUCCGCGAGUGCCCCAUUGCCGACCCUCGGAGCACUGUGCUCGCUGUGUGCUACACGUCUGGAACCACGGGUAUGCCGAAGGGCGCAGAAAUCACGCACUACAACUAUGUCGCCUGCUUCUACACGACAAGGCUACAGAUGCCAUGGGGUGAAGGAGACAUCUUAUUUGGCUCGCAGCCGAUCACGCACCAGUCCGGCAUGCUGUACUUUAUGGUAGCUGUGCUGGAUGGUGCCAAUUGCACUCUUGCGUCGGCCAAUCUCACACCUGCGGAAAUCCUGGACUCUGUGGAUAAGUACAAGAUUGUUGACGUGUGCACACGUCGGAAACUUGGUCCCCACGAGACUGGCGAGAUAUGCUUCCAGUCGUUGUCCAUGGUGAGGGGCUAUUACAAGCGACCGAAGGAGAGCGCCGAGCUUUUCGACGAAGAAGGCUGGUGUAGGUCAGGUGACGCUGGCUACUACGAUGAAGACGGCAAGCUGUACAUUCUCGAACGACUGAAACAGAUGAUCAAGUGCAUGGAUAAUCAGGUCGUCCCCGCAGAGUUGGAAGAACUGCUGCUUUGCGAGCAUGCACUCGAGAUUGCUGAGAUUUCUGUGGUGGGCCUUCCGCACUCGGACUACGGUGAGGCACCUGCCGCUGCCAUCGUCCUUACGGAAGAAGGCAGGAGGAAUGACCUGCCGACACUCGCCGAGAGAAUAAAGGCCACGGUUGCCAGUAACCUUGCUGUGCACAAGCAUCUGUACGGGGGUGUUUAUUUCGUGGAUCAUUUGCCGAAAACGGAGACAUCAGAAAUCAACAGAUCAGCCCUGGCUCGCACCCUCAUAAGAGCCUAGUGUCUAAACUCUAGCCUUAUCUCUUGUCCAGUGCAGGAAUGUUUCUUUUUCUCUAUCAAUAAAUAUUUUUUUGUGUGUCACAAGUGA
Molecule: messenger RNA, 1396 nt
Organism: Dermacentor albipictus
Lineage: Eukaryota; Metazoa; Arthropoda; Arachnida; Ixodida; Ixodidae
Source: RefSeq, a predicted model, not a curated record